This is a messenger RNA of Sporothrix schenckii 1099-18, 4293 nucleotides long. RefSeq lists its product as uncharacterized. The record is from RefSeq and is a predicted model, not a curated record. The transcript is spliced from 3 exons. Bases 1 to 4293 code for a protein of 1430 amino acids. Gene Ontology annotation, biological process: ubiquitin-dependent endocytosis. Lineage: Eukaryota; Fungi; Ascomycota; Sordariomycetes; Ophiostomatales; Ophiostomataceae. Gene Ontology annotation, cellular component: cytosol; plasma membrane; cytoplasm. Gene Ontology annotation, molecular function: ubiquitin protein ligase binding; protein-macromolecule adaptor activity.
AUGCAUGUGCACCCCUGGCUCCUUCCUCAGAUAACCUUCCCCACUACCGAAAGUGCCCCAUACGAGGCAAGCAUUGCGUGGCCUAUUCUUUUAUACACAAGAUACGGAAGACAGAGGGAAAGGGCGAACAACCAAACCCAAGAGACAAGGCAAGAGCACUCCGAACCGAUACAAGAAGAAGGGCCACGGGCACCUUUUUCUACACCAGGAACCUAUCCGACACCAACAGCAACGCCACACCAUCGACAACGACUUCCACCAGCAGCCGCCACAGCGCACGGCGGACCGCGGGUCCCCCGCCAACACCCCAUGAGCGACUCCAGCUCGCCGCCGCCGCCGCCGACCGCUGGCGCAGCCCCGCCCGGUGCCGAGGUUGCGGCUGGAGCAGUGGUGCCCCAGUCUCCGGCAACGACGGGGACAGCCAACGUGGCCGGCAGGGGGACGGCACCUGCAGUCACAGCAGCGGCGUCUGUGUUAACAGUAGACCCGUCUUUGCCACCAGCACGAAGGCCUGAUGGGCCUCCGGCUCCAGCUGCUGCAGGCUUGAGAUCCUCGUCACCGGCAUCAUUGCGAGGAAGCCUACGAGACCGUGGACAAGAAGAGGACCUUGAUCACGAUCGACGAAGCCAGCGAAGCUCGGAACCUCAACGACAGCAACAACAUACAUCUCCCGCCUCCUCCACGACGACACCGCCGCGCCGACGCUCCUUCUUCUCCCGCUUCUCCCUCCCGUUCCACGCGCCCGCCCGCACCAUCGCCGACUUCCACAUCCGUCCUGCCGAGCCACAUCGCAAGUAUGGCGCCGGCGAUCAUGUCCUAGGCGCAGUCGUACUGGCUGUCGUCAAGCCAGUUCGCAUCACCCACUUGACCGUGUCGCUGCGUGGCCUCGUGCGUGUCUUCAAGGACCCCAACUCGGCUGCCACGGCAACGUUGCCCAACGAUACCGCCACCGACUCCUCGUCGUCCUCGUCGCGUCUACUGGCAUCGAAAUCCUCCUCCUCCUCUUCCUCCUCCUCCUACCUGGGCAACGGCCAUGCCCUUCUCUUCCGCGAUGAGAUGGUCCUGAGUGGCGCCGGCCGGUUAGAGCCCGGCAACUACGAGUUCGAGUUCGACCUCAUCUUUCCCUCGCGGGGGCUGCCUAGUAGUAUCGAUUUUGAGCGUGGCUCCAUAUGCUAUGUCAUUACCGCUACCCUUACUCGUCCGACUACGGUUGCACCCACUCAGUCUUGUGAUCGGAGGGUCUAUCUCGUUGACCCAGUCGACAUCGGCACAGUACCGAAGCCACGGCCGCGCACAAUCUCCCUUGAGCCCAUAUCGAAGCGGUCCAAGAAACGCAAGUUCGUUGUUGUGACCCAACCGCCAUCAGGAAGCGGUCCCACUUCGGUCAUACCAGCAGGCUCAGCCGGCGCUGCAGGCGCCAUGUCCACAAUUUCCUUUGCGUCGGGCAGCGGCAGCACCGACCGGUACGAUACUGCUGCGCUUUCUGACCGUGGGUCGGCGCGAGAUAGUACCCACGGAACCAUACAAACCGAAGACAACGAGCAUGACGGCUACGCUGAAGCCCAAAGUCGGACGUCACGAACGUCACAACCUCGAAGUCCCGCGCCAACGGACAUCCGUAGCGAAGUCAGCGUUGACAGUGUGACCAGUGGAGGGAGCGAAGGCCGCAGUAGAAGCAGUGGAAUUGCAGGAACAGGUGGCGGCGCAGGAUCUGGCUCGGGAUCUGGCUCAGGAUCUGGUUCCGGAGCAGGACCUGGUUCUGGUCUAGGUUCUGGAGCCAUUUCUGGGGCUGGUGCUGCAAGCAACGUCGUCCGCCUAUCGAGUCCAGCAAGCUCACACGCUCCAGCAAGCAUGGCUGGACAAUCAGUGGCAUCAACCACUGGUACGAACACAUCCUCGUCAACCAUCACAAAUCCGGCCGCCGGCAGCAACAACGGAAAUAGCACUUCUGGAAAUGGCUACCGAUCACACCCCGGGCCCGUGUCGUCUGUUUCUACCACUACCGUGAGUGGUGUUGUCGACGACCGAACGAUUACGGCCACAAUCGACUUGCUCAAAGGCGGCUGCCUUCCCGGCGAGGUCGUCAGCGUGAAAGUCUCCGUGCAGCAUGUGAAGCGCAUCAAGAGCUUGCACGGCGUGGUUGUCACCCUUUACCGCCAGGGCCGGAUCGACUCUGCACCGCCAGAAUUCAUGUUCCCUUCUGCGGGGACGAGCAUCGCUGAAGAGGACGAAGAGCCCAACGGCGAAGGCGCAGGCAGCAACGGCGUUCUGCUAAAUAGCACCACAGACGCCGGCUCGCAGCCGCAUCCCGAUCUGGAUGACGAGCAAGCUGAACCAAAAAGUCGGAAGCAACGGAAACAAAUGGAGCGAGAGGCAAAAGAGAAAGAAAAACAGGCGAAAGACCGAAAAAAAGACAAAGAACAUAACCACAAGAGCAGCAAGGACAAGAAAAGUGGCGGCGGGAACGGGGCUGCCAAGCACGAAAACUACUAUCCCAAGUCCAAGACUGGUCUUGGCGGCCUGUCUCUUAUGUCUGCGGGUACCUGCAGUGUAUUUCGCAAAGAUCUCUCGCAGUCCUUUAGCCCACUGAUCAUCGACCCUCGCACUUUGCAGUCAAGCGUGACUGCAUCUGUCCGUAUGCCCGAGGAUGCCUUCGCCACCAUCAAGGGUGUUCCGGGUGACAUGAUCAGCUUCAAGUAUCAGCUUGAGGUCAUUGUCGACUUGGGAGGAAAGUUGGCUGGCCUGCUACAGUCUGGCGUCGGCCCUACCGGCCCCAAUUUGGUCAGCAACAGCAGCAAUCCGUAUGAUGGCAAGCCCAUGCUGGCGCCUACAUCGGCUCUCUGGAGCGGCGGCAGCAACAUGAUCGAUACGGACCAGCUACGGCGACAAAAGGGCGUGAUCUUUGUUGCCUUUGAGGUCGUCGUCGGUACGACAGAUACGAGCCGGCAACGCGGCCGUGGCCUUAAAGGAACCGCACUGUCUCUGGAUGUCCAGCAGCAGCCAGACCCACAGCAAAUCCUUUUGCAGCAGCAACAACAGCCAUUGCCAUAUGUCUCACGCCACCCCCCUGACUGGUACCCAGAAGACCGUAAAGGUCCAUACCAGCAGCCUGAGCAACCUCCGUACCCGAGCUGGCCAGCGAACGGGACAGCAUCUGGCGGUACCUUUGCAGGGCCAUCAACUGCGCCACCAGGCCCUCCUAACGAACCUUACUACGAGCAACAGCAUUAUCCACAUUACCAGUACCACCAGCAGCACGACUACAACAACAGCAACUACCACAAUCAUCCUCGCCAUGGGCACAACUAUAACUACUAUGACGAGCCAGGCUCGCCGUCUGCUACUGCACCGCCCCGCCCUCCGUAUAUCGAUCCCGGGCAAUCGUCACAAGCACCGCAAUACGUGCCGACGGCUGAGAUGCUUGCUGCUGAGCGUGACCCCAACAUAUCAGAGAAGGAACGAGUCCGCCGUGCCGAGCAGCGGCUCCUGCCCAGCCAUCCUGGUGAGGCUCCAGGAUCAUCGGCGCCAGUAGACAAUGGAGAGAGCAGCAGAAGUGCCGGCCGCCAUGCACCGUCCGCUCCCACGGCCCCAACACUCGAUGAGUUGACCACCUACGGGCCAUUUGCGCCCCCGUUCGACGCCGACUCCCGCCCUGGUCCGGCACAGCCACCAACCGAGGACAAGCAAGAGCUAGAGCGGCGGCGGUUGCUGGCCGAAGCCAGUGCACCUCCUUCUUUCCCAGAAGACUACGAGGACGUCGGAUCGAGCAGCAACAACACCCGUGUCGGCAGGACGACAAGAACGUACGCGGCUGGUCCAAGCAGCAGUGCCGGUGCCCGGGUGCCAAGCUUCAACGGAGCUCGUGCCACAUCCGCUGACCCAUCGGCGCCGUCGGCGCCAUCCGCACCAGUCAUCGAAGAGGACGAUGGCCAUUAUCAGCAGUACGAUCACAGUCCUGCUUACUUACAUCCUCCUCCCGCAAGCGGCUCGUCGUCGUUUCCCUCUGCGCCGCCAGUUGCUGGGCCUUCAGCCCCGCCUGUGUCUUCUGCAAUGGCACCAUCUGCACCUCCUGCCGAUGCUCUUCUGGGUGAUGAUAUUGUGAGCUCCAGUGCUGUGGAUGAUGCUCCCAGCGCCCCUCUUGCCGAGGAUGUUGAUGCUCCAGCAGAGGGUACCACGGAUGAAGAACGCUAUGGCCGGCACUAUACAUACGGGCCUGGGAGUGGACCAGAAGCCGUCCAUGGAACUAGCGGUGGAAACGAACAUGCAGAGCCGUUGCCACGGUAUGAACGGUGA